Molecule: messenger RNA, 963 nt
Organism: Chaetomium globosum CBS 148.51
Lineage: Eukaryota; Fungi; Ascomycota; Sordariomycetes; Sordariales; Chaetomiaceae
Exons: 2
Coding region: 1-963 (320 amino acids)
Source: RefSeq, a predicted model, not a curated record
AUGGCCGUAGCAAAGAUCCUGCCGCUCGUUUCCUUGGUGCUGAGUGCCUUCUUUUCCGGAAUUCUCGCUGAAGGCGGCGGCCACCUUGGGAAGAGAACAGCCCUGAGCGACCGAGGGGUUGGAACCUGCCACAUUGAAGGCUGGGUCCCGGCUUGUCCUGGAGGGGUCUGCUGUUCCGACGGGACGACUUACGCCCUGGGCGCCGAGACCUGCCCGGAGGGUGCCAGUCCCUUGCCUGGUGCCGGGAGUGGGGCAGGCUCCGGGGCUGGUUCUGGCUAUGGUUCUGGCUUUGGCUCUGGAUCUGGCGGUAACCCGGAUUCCGAUUUCGCCGGAGGUCCCGGUGGUCCUGGAGCCCAGUCGCAGGAUGCUUCGGACCCAACCACCACGGCACCGCCCCAUCCUCAUCCCGAUCCCCUAGGCCCCGACGUUGGCCCCGAUUUCCUCGGCUUCGGUUCCAAUUGGUACACCUUCUCCAUGACCUUCCAUUUCCUCAGCCACUGGUACUCGCUCAUCGAUCACACCUCGUCAGUUCUCGUCUCCAGCGAGAUCUUCUCCUGUUCCACCGUGUCCGUUAGCGCUACCGACGCGGCCGAAGCUAGCGCCAUCUUCAGCUCCAUCUCUGCCACCGCUGCGUUGGCUGCCCCAAUCGAGACUCAGGCUCUGCUUCCUGUUCCUGGCAAAUCCCAACCACCGUCGGCCUUCCCCAUUGAGACGCACGCCCCCGUGGCGCCGCCUCCUCCAGUGGACGCUGUGGGGAGCUUGGUCUCUGUGAACCCAGUUGUGUCUGAUCCCCCGGCUCCGGCUGCUACAGGCGGUUGGAGACUACCGGCGAAUGGGACCGUUGGGACUGCUAAGCCGCCGCCGAGUCCUGUGGUUACUGCCGGCUCUUCGCGGAUCCGGGGGUUUGGCGGGGUGGUUGUAGGCGUAGCGGCGUUGGUGCUGGGAAAGGUGGUCAUGUUGUGA